This is a messenger RNA of Catharus ustulatus (Swainson's thrush), 887 nucleotides long. RefSeq names its product SAYSVFN motif domain containing 1 (gene SAYSD1). The coding region runs from base 1 to 726 and encodes 241 amino acids. The record is from RefSeq and is a predicted model, not a curated record. Lineage: Eukaryota; Metazoa; Chordata; Aves; Passeriformes; Turdidae. The transcript has 3 exons.
AUGGAUGCGGGCAAGGCCCGUGGGGCUGUGCUGGGGGAGCCCAGCACGGGCUUUUCUCCAGGGCCAGCAAAGGAUGGCACAGGGCGAGUCCUGGCCCCAAAUGCUUUUCUGCAGAGCGAACCCCCAACUCUGCUGUCCAUCCCGGACGGCGAGGAGCGGCACAGCAGCUGCGGUCGGCUCCCGCAGGCGGACCCCGGCCCCUCUCCCGGCAGCUCCCCGGGCCCGCCCCCUCCCCACCCGUCACGGGCCCUGGCGCAGGCGCGGCUCGGCUCGGCCAUGGCGGCGGCCGUGGAGCGGCGCCUCGCCCAGUUCCGCGCCGCCCGCGGCAGCACUGCCGCCGCUCCGCGCCCCGCCGAGCCACCAGGAAAAGCCGCGGCUCCGGAGGCCGCCGAGGGGCCGCGGGCAGCCGCGGAGGGCCCGGGCGGCGGCGCUCAGGUCCGUCCCGGCGCGGCGGCGGCUCCGGUGUGGGCGCGCCCGCUGCUGCUGAAGGUACUGCUGUGGGCCGUGCUGCUGGCGCUGUUCGCGGAGCUGGAGCUCGGCCUGCCCUUCUUCAUCCUCUCCCUGCUCUACUGGAUGUACGCCGGCACGCGCGGCCCCGCCGAGCGGCGGCCCGGAGAGCUCAGCGCCUACUCCGUGUUCAACCCCGGCUGCGCCGCCAUCGCCGGGACGCUGACGGCCGAGCAGCUGGAGCGGGAGCUGCACUACCGGCCUGCGGCGGGCAGGUAGCGCCCGGCCCGGCGGGGACUGCGCUGUGCUGCGCCGGGACGGGCCGCGGCUUGGGGGAAGGAAAUGGGGUUUGUUCCUAUGCAAAACACCUCCCGAGCCUUACUACUGGCCCCGUGUGCCCCCGCGCCAGCCCGUCCCGAAUAAAGCCGUAGCAAAGCCUG